AUGGCACUGAGCUGGCGCCGGGUCUUCUGUCGGCGCUUUGCCAAGACGCUGCUCCUUCGGAACCUGGCGGCUGCUCCGGUUCCUCCGCCAGCGCCGGGACCUCCGAAAUCCGAAGCUCCGAAAGUGUAUCGCCAGCGUCUUCUCGAUGGAGGGGAGGAGGUCUUGACAGAGGCAGAGAAGCAGGAGAAGGACGAAAUCAUCAAGGACCUCACCAGGCGACUGAGUGGUCCCCUAGCAGACGAGGAUGGCAACGUUCCUACAGGGGAAGACCGGCCCAUUGCUAUUGAAGUGGAUGGGCCGUCCCAUUUCUAUGCCAAUUCUAAGCGCUACACUGCGUACACAAAGCUGAAGCACCGACUUCUCACAAGGAUGGGGUACAAGGUGUUGCAUGUCCCGUACUACGAGUGGAGAUCAUUGCGGGGCGCAGUGGAAAGAGAGGAUUACAUGCGGAAGAAGUUGCAGGAAGAGCCGACGGAAUGGCUGGAUCCAGAAGACGAGAAGUACUACAUGCAAGGUCCUGAGGAGGAUGAGGAGGAGUUCUCGGUGAAGCCAGAGGCACCAGCAGAGGAUACUCGAAAGCCUGACCCUUCUUGGCCCUCCACCCCUCAACCUCCUCCGCGACCACAGAAAACAGAGCAGGCUGCCCCUGAGACUUCUCAGACGCCGGGCCCUCCACCACCACCGGCCAUGCCCCCGAAAGGCCCUGCUCCACCGCAGCCGCGCCCGCGGGCGCAGUCGCCACCCGGCCCACCGCCUGCACCUCCCAAGCCGAGCUCCGAACCCUUCCCACCCUUCCCCAAUCCCCCGCGGAAGACGUGA
Messenger RNA from Symbiodinium necroappetens, 819 nucleotides. The record is from the annotation of a GenBank genome assembly. Lineage: Eukaryota; Dinophyceae; Suessiales; Symbiodiniaceae.